UCAGACUGACUUAAGUAGACUUCCUGCAAAAAAAACCAACCUGCGUCUAAUGAACACCUGACUGAACUCGGACUGAAGACUUCUCCAGAAAGAAGUUGACAGGAAAACGUUUGAAGAUCAGGUGGAACUUGCUUUGUUUAAGGUCAGAUUUCCUCAAGACUGAAGAGCAGUGAGCAGCGGGACACUUGAUAGCUUCAAAGAUGCAGAUGCAGAUGGAGAAAAGCGUCUUCAACCAAAGAAAAGCAGCAGUGGCACUUUGUCUCGUGCUGCUAAUGCUGGCUCAGCAGGUGUGUGCAGGUCCGUUGGCCUCUCCGGGUCAGUCCAGUCCUGAUCACAGUCCAGAUUCACAGGGCGAACAGACCAUCCGGACUCUGAGGAGGAUAGCUCGGAUGAGCCCGUUGUGGAGGAUCAUGAACAGUAAACCGUUCGGAGCUUACUGCCAGAACAACUACGAAUGCUCCACAGGACUCUGCAGGGCGGGACGCUGCUCCACCGGCCACCGCUCCCUCUCAGAGCCCGUCAACUACUAGACCCGGACAUCAGGACACAACCAGUGUGUUUACAGGAGUGUACAGCCAUAAGCCUUAAGGGGGGGGUCUGAUUAGUAGGGGCCUUUUUUAAAAUGUUUGUAUUUAUAUGUGCUAAAAUGUUGCUGAUGUCUAAAUAUUCAUAUGAAUUUACAUAGUAGGUCCAAGAAAAGGCGUGUUAGGGGGGUAAUCACUGCCCCACCUGAUAGAGUUCAAAAGGCAAGAAAAAGGGGAGGUAUCACUAGAAUAUAGAAGAUAAUAGGAGGUUGGUUAAGGCAACGGGUAAAGUGCAAAAGUGUAAAAGGGGAGUCAUUUAGUCUUGCAUACUUGAUAUUUUCUAGGUUUGGAUCUGCAGGUUUUUUUCGUAAAUCGUAAAUGCUUAAAAUUUUCCAGUGCUGUUGAUCAAAAACCUUCCAGUCAUUGUAGGAGAGCUCCGAGUUUGUGAUUCAAGGUAAAAAAAACAGACAAGAAAAGGAAAAGAAACAUUUUUAAUCUUGCAGCAGACUGCAGCCUUGAACUUAAACCCACAUAAGGUAUCAUUGAGUCUAAAGUCUGCAUUGCUUGAUCAUGUUUUAUAGACGACACCCCGUUGUUUCGCUAAAGUCGUAUGACACUUUUUACAAGAUGUAUUCCUAAAAAUUUAGCAACUUUUGUGGAUAAAGCUGCAGAUAUUAUACCAUUAGAUUCUUGAGACUUGUUAUCUGUUGGUUAUUUUUGUCACAGAUAACGAUGGAGCACAACAGGGAAGAGUUUGUGUCUCCUAAAGAGCUCCUGACCUUCGCAUUUUUCUUGAAUUCGUCAUCACUGUCUCGUGUCAUUCGUGAUAAGCUAUCAUUUGACUGUUAGCUCAGUAAGUCUAAUCAUUCCACUGAUAAUGGAAACACAUAGGCUUCCCCUUUACAUGUGUGUUUAAUGUGCCGCUGUGACGUAGGAUAGAUACAGUGAUGUUAAUUGUCGUGUCUUUUUCCAAUUCUGGCAACAAUUAUAGCACUAGAUUUGUUAUCUUAAACCCAAAAGUGUGACUAAGAGCUUGAGAAAUGGGGACAAAAGGGUUCAAAGAGGGGGGAAAAGUCAGUUGGGGUUUUGAAACUGAGAAAUAGAUGGGGAAAAAAUGAAAGGAGCAAAGGUUACAAAAUAUUGAUGCAAUGCUCGAGUCCCCCCCAAACAUUUUCAUAUCUUCAUGUUGUGUUUUUUUUAUUUU
Scomber scombrus (Atlantic mackerel) is the source of this 1728-nucleotide messenger RNA. RefSeq names its product liver-expressed antimicrobial peptide 2 (gene leap2). Lineage: Eukaryota; Metazoa; Chordata; Actinopteri; Scombriformes; Scombridae. The record is from RefSeq and is a predicted model, not a curated record. Gene Ontology annotation, biological process: antimicrobial humoral immune response mediated by antimicrobial peptide; defense response to bacterium. The transcript is spliced from 3 exons. The coding region runs from base 201 to 530 and encodes 109 amino acids.